This is a messenger RNA of Eriocheir sinensis (Chinese mitten crab), 4193 nucleotides long. RefSeq names its product pinin-like. The transcript has 9 exons. Bases 808 to 3090 code for a protein of 760 amino acids. The record is from RefSeq and is a predicted model, not a curated record. NCBI's taxonomy places the organism in Eukaryota, Metazoa, Arthropoda, Malacostraca, Decapoda, Varunidae.
GAGGAACAGAGGGCGAGGAAGAGGAAUGGAGGAGGGGGAAAAAAAGAGGACAGGAGGAGGGAAGAGGAGAGGGAGUAGUGGAGGAAGGGGAGGGAAAGAGGAGGGGAGGAGGGAGGAGGAAAAGGACGGGAGAGGGAGGGAAGGGAGGUAGGACUGCAGGGGGAGGGGAAGCGGGAGGACUGGGGAGCUCCCUGGCCCUAGACUGGAUGCGGGUUCCCGACUUGCAUCAGUAGCCUAGCAACCUCAGAAGGGGGUGGAUGUGUGUACCUGUCUGUGCGUGGGCGUGUGUGCGCGUGUGUGUGGAAACCGCUACACCUCCGCCACCACUUGAGAGGCGAGAAUGACAACCGCGUCCACUUAAUAAAAAAAAAAAGUAAAUAAGCGAAGAAGUAAAGGAAGAGCAGAAACUUGUAAGAGAAAGAGAUAAAAGAAGGAAAGAUAAAUAUUGGAGAAAACACUGAUUUUUAAAUUAUUUUGUUUGUGUUUGUAUUUCUAGUAGUCUUCCUCGUGUUUCUUUCAUUUGUAUUGCUUAGUUUUGUUGAGUUUGUUUUGUGUAUGUGUGGGUGUUUUUUUUCCUCCUGGCGAGUGUUGUGGACUGAAGGCAAGAAGAGAAGGUUAUUAAGUUUUUAUUUUUUUUAUUUGUCUUCUUACGUGGAGUUCUGUCAGACUGUAAUUCAUUCGCAGGACGAAAAAGGAAAAAGCAGAACAACAACAACACCACCACCAACAACAACAAUAACAACAGCAACAGGGACAACUACAAAUAGAAGAUAAGAAGAGCAGGAGGAGGAGGAGGAGGAAAGGAAGAUGAUAGGGAGGGGCAGGAUGAGGAGGGGGGUGAGUCUGGAGGUGAUAGUGGAGGAAGAUGACAACGCCGAGGUGACCUACGACCCCCUCCCCCCUUACGACGAGGAGGAAGAGGAGGAGGAGGAGGAGGAUGAAGAGGAGGACGAAGACGAGGACAGUGAGAAUGGACGAUCUUCAGCCCGCCGCUCUGCAUCAGCAGGAGGAGGAGGAGGAGGAGGGAGUGGAGGAGGAGCUACAGGAGUGGAGGAGAGGAGGAAGAAGCGGGAGAGAAGAAGGACUUUGGCUCUUUCCAGACUCCGGUCCGUAUCCUGUGAGACGCUGACUCUUUUGGACACGAGCGACAUGGACUCCUGCUGCUCCGAGUGGGAUGACGACGAGCACCAAUCAGCAGGCAGCAAGAAUUACGUCACCAUCAACCGACCAAUCAGCCGCCGCCGCAUCCUCGAGAGCAACCAUUGCGACUCCGAGGACUCCGGGAUCGAGUAUCAAUCCAACGAGGACGAGACCAACGCCGGGGACCAAUCAGGGAGCGAGGAGCGGCAGGCGGAGGACCAAUCACACGUCGACAUUCACGAGGCGGAGACGGCGACCGAAUCAGAGGGCGAGGACGAUUCAGAAAGACGUGUUUUGAUUGGCGGAGGAGAGUCUGAUGCUUCCCGGUUCGUCCAAUCAGCUUCAGCCUCGCAUUCAAUUGUGGAACGCGUGGAAGAGGAAGAAAAGAUGAAUGGAGAGGAGGAAGAGGAGGAGAAACAAGAGGAGGAAGAGAUCACGGAGGCGGAAAUGAGGGGACAUGAGGAGGAGGAAUCGGCCAAAAUGAAGAUCGAGGAGGAGAAGAGGAAGAAGGAGGAGGAGGAACGAGGAGGAAGAGGAGGAGGAGGAUUAAUGGAGAUGAGCCCAAGGGAGGUAUUGGAGAAUGACAAUGUGGUGAUAGUGGAGAAAACUACCUCCACCUCCACCUCCAUUUCCUCCUCCACUCCUCCACAUCUCUCCACAUCAGUGCAGAACAACAAGAAGACAAAGAAAACGACAAGCAACCAACACGGAAAGCGGGAAGGAGAAGAAGAAACGAACGCAGAAGAGGAAGACGAGGAGGAGACCACCGAUGAGCUGCGGCAGAAGCGGGCGGCCUACACGAUCCGGAACAAGGAGGUGCAAUUGGAGGAGCUGCCGGCGCCGCACACCGUCCGGAGCGUGCGGCAGCUCUUCGAGAACCAGAGUGCCCCGCUUGGCCAUCUGAGGGCGUGGCGGGACCUGGGCCGGUUCCGCGCCAUCAAGUCCAAUCCCUCGAGCAAGAUCUUACGUUUCGACCGAAGUGACAGCACGGAAGGACAGUCUACUCCGCGAUGUCGCCCUGGCUCCUCCUUCACCCUGCCACGCCUGCCCAGCCAGCGCCCCAGCCCCCCCACGCCCUUCGAUACCCUCCUACGACAGCCCAAACAACCCAAGACCCCCUCCGCCAUCCCACGACCGAAGGAGAAGCAGGAACGGCCAAGGAUCUCAAGGGAAGUGGCGGAGACGGAGAGUGGGAAUGUUGUACAGCUGCGGAAGCCAAGUGUUCGAGGUUUUAACGUGAAGAAGGCGCUGCAGGAGGACCCACGGACAUUCCACGCCCAUGCUCACUCCCCCGCUGCGCCCUCUAGUAAAGCGACGCACGCCCCACACAUCCGUAGAAGCUUAGGGGUGAAGGGAAGGGCGCUGCAUCCGAGCGAAGUCCCAGAUCGCUCGGACACGGAAUCGCUCUCUUCAGACAUCAGCGAAGACAGUGGAGUGAGCAACGACUCCUCACACACCUCCUCCACCUCCUCCCACACCUCCCCCUCCUCCACAAGAGUUAGUUCGACCUCCUCCUCCUCCACCUCCUCUUCCAGCACCUCGAUACCCAAACCCUCCUCCUCCUCCUCCUCUUCCUCCAGGUCUUCCCGCUCCCUCGACGCCAACAGUUCCGAUCCAAGUUUCAAGUGGAUCGACCCCGCAGUCAUGGCCAAGAUUAGGUCGGUGGGCACGACGGUCAUCUUCUUCGGGCCGCGCCAGAGGGCGGCGCAGAACAGAGGCUCGUCCUGCGACCUCCUCAACAGGCCGCUGCCCAAACACCUCUUCAAGACGACACCGCCAGCUGCUCCGAGGAUCGUGGGCGUCCUGCGGAAGAAAUCCCCCGCCCCCACGCUGCCAGGGGGGGUAGGGGGAGGGGGGGAGGGCGCGGGUACCCACCAGAAGUGGAAGAAGGCGCCCGACACUUCAGUGAUUUACGAUUUUACACGUCACCAAGUCGCCCCGUGGAUGUAACCCGAUGCCUCCGCUUCCUCUUGAUUUUCCUCUUGAUUUUCUUCUUACUUCCUCUCCUUGAUUUUCUUCCUCUGACUCUUCUUUUUCACACUCUCUUUACUCAUUUUCUUUUCCUUACUGCUUGUUUCCUUUUCAUUUCUUCCUCUUCCUCAUAAUUUUUAUUUUUUCUUCCUCUUACCAUUCAUCUUCCUCUUCAUUUUCCUCUUUUUUCUUCCUCUUACCAUCACUUUUCCUCUUCAUUUUCCUCUUUUUUCUUCCUCUUACCAUUCACCUUCCUCUUCAUUUUCCUCUUUUUUCUUCCUCUUACCAUUCACCUUCCUCUUCAUUUUCCUCUUUUUUCUUCCUCUUACCAUUCACUUUCCUCUUCGUUUCCUCAUUUUAUUUUUCUCUUCUUUUAAUCUUACAGUCUCUCUCACUUACUUCUCUUCCUCCUGAUUUCCCUCUUACUUCCUCUUCCCAUUCCUAUAUCUUUUCCUCCUUUUCUUCUUUCCCUUCUCGUUUUUUUCCUCUUAAUUUCUCCAUUCACCCCUUUUUAUCUGAAUAUUCCUCUUGUUCUUCAUCCUUCUUUUCCUCUUCUUUCUCAUCUUCAAUCUCUUCCUCUUCUACAUUUAAUUCCUCUUAGUUUUUCUCUAUUUCUUUUUGGUGAUUUAGAUUUUCCUUUUCCUUUUUUUCUUUGCUUAUAUUUCUUCUCGCUCUUCCUCCUCGCGUCCUUUAACUCAAUGUUCCUCUUUUUUCAUCUUACUCUUCCUACAAUUUCUCCUCUUGCCAAUACUCCUCUUUCCUUCCUUUUUAUCCUUCCUCUCUUCCUCGUCCUUACAUCAAUACAUUUUUUCCUCUUUCAAUUCGUCCUAGUCCUCUAUUUCUUAUCAUUUACAUAUUUUCCCUCCUCCUCCUCCUCCUCCCAAGGUCGUUACUCCAUAUCCUUCCGAUCCUCCUUAUUUUCCUCCCUUCAGAAUUCCUCAUGUUGAACAGCAAUAUAUAUCCUCCUCCUCCUCCUCCUCCUCCUCCUCCUCCUCCUCCGCCUCCUACUCUCCCCUCCUCUGCCUCCUUUCUCCUUCCCUUCCCAUUUUUUUCUGUUGUCUUUUUUUCAUUACGUUCAUAGU